Molecule: messenger RNA, 1265 nt
Organism: Cercospora beticola
Lineage: Eukaryota; Fungi; Ascomycota; Dothideomycetes; Mycosphaerellales; Mycosphaerellaceae
Biological process (GO): deadenylation-dependent decapping of nuclear-transcribed mRNA
Cellular component (GO): P-body; nucleus
Molecular function (GO): hydrolase activity; RNA 7-methylguanosine cap binding
Source: RefSeq, a predicted model, not a curated record
CACACCAUCAAGAACAAAUAACGGAAGCCCACGAAGAACUGGGAACGAGAAAAUGGCCGAGACCUCGUCCUCCUCCACCUUACUCACCCGCUUCAAAUUCCAAAAGGUCCUCAACACCGACCAACAAGGCCGCCGCAUCAUCCUUCAAGGCACAAUUUCCGGCGAACCAGCCCUCCUCCUCGCAGAAAGAGGCGCCUUCCCCACUCCAAGCACCGCCACCUCAGACCAAGACGAAACAAACAAGUCCAUCACAGCCUUCUAUUCCUCUUUCUCCCGACUCCUCAGCCACGUCCAACUCCUUGGCGAAAAUGAUAUUUAUCGCUGGUACCUCGCCCAUUCCCUCCCGGAAAACAGCGCAGAUGAGCCGACGCCGCCGGAUUUGAAGAUUAACUUGAUCUGGCCUGCGACGGAAAAGCAUUUUCGAAAAUAUGCUUUCCAGCAAACGCGGGUUGUUCUGGAGACGAAGGAGAUUUAUGAAAAGUGGGUAAGGAAGUACAUGGAGAUUUGUCGGGAAGAGGGGAGAUUGAAUUGGGUGUUUAACAUUAUUGAGGGAAGGAAGGAGCAGGAGGAUGUCUUGUAUCGGAGUUCGGAAUUGGAUGCUGCGAAGGGCGAUGAUGAUUUUCUGUUAUUGCCGGAUCUGAAUUGGGAUCGCAGGACUUUGGGAAGUUUGCAUCUCUUAGCUCUCGUCGAGAGGAGAGAUAUUUGGUCUGUGAGGGAUUUGAAGAAGAAGGAUGUGGAGUGGUUGAAGAAAUUGAGGAGCACGAUUGCCGAGGCGGUGGAAGGGUUGUAUCCUGGGGUGGAGAGGGAUAUGCUCAAGUUUUAUGUGCAUUAUCAGCCGACGUAUUAUCAUUUUCAUGUGCACGUUGUGCAUGUGAAUUUGGAUGCUACGGGAACGCAGGCUGUGGGGAAGGCCUUGGGGCUGGAUGGAGUCAUUUCGCAGUUGGAGAAUAUGGCGGGAGGCGAGGAAGCUGGGAUGCAUCUGCUGGAUCUGAGCUACACGAUUGGGGAGUCGAGUGAGCUGUGGCAACAGAUCUUCUUGCCGCUCAAGGAGGGCCGAGAACCAACCGUGGGCGCUUGAAGACUUAUCAAAUGGCAUCGUUUAGUGCUACCACGACCCUGGCCACGAUAGAGUCACGGCAGUACCGACCCCAAGGACAUCGGGUCACGAAAUCUUGUACGCCUGGACACAUGUUUGGGCAAGCAAUCAUGUCAUCUGGAGCCACAUAGAGCAACAACACAUUCACAGCGACCAUGAAAUCCUGCGC